This is a messenger RNA of Daldinia decipiens, 1837 nucleotides long. RefSeq names its product cytochrome P450. Bases 96 to 1664 code for a protein of 522 amino acids. Gene Ontology annotation, molecular function: oxidoreductase activity, acting on paired donors, with incorporation or reduction of molecular oxygen; iron ion binding; monooxygenase activity. NCBI's taxonomy places the organism in Eukaryota, Fungi, Ascomycota, Sordariomycetes, Xylariales, Hypoxylaceae. The transcript is spliced from 5 exons. The record is from RefSeq and is a predicted model, not a curated record.
GAUAUCUCAAAUCAUCAUCUCAACCCUGCAUCGUAAAGUGUACGAAAUAGCCCCUCCCACUUUUCAUCGCACCUCAAAGUUAUUUCCCGUAUUCCAUGACAAUGUCGAUCAUGGAGGCGUUGGAGAUGACUUCCUGGGUGAAGCUAUCUCAUUAUUCUGCUGAGCAGACAGCUCUAUGCAUCGCCAUUACGAUCCUAGUCACGCUUGUGUUGCGCGCAACCAUCGGCACUAAAGAAACAAGUUCCCUCCCUAUCAUAAAUCCGAGGAAACGAUUCGAGUUUUCAAACUUAGAACGUAUCGCCGACUUUAAAGUCAAUUGCCGAAAACUAUUUCAAAAAGGAAGAACCAUGUAUCCGGAGCAACCCUAUCGAAUGAUCUGCCCCGAGGGCGAGGUGAUAGUUAUGCCUCCCUGCCUCAUCAACGAAGUACGAAGUGAUCCUGCACUCGUAUUUGUUGGAGUCGAUAAGGAAGAUAGCCACUCGCACAUCCCUGGAUUCGGCCCAUUUGCCUUUCCUGAAGAAACAACAACUCUGGUGAACAAAUAUUUGAACAAGAUCAUAGGCAAGCUCACUGGGCCAAUAUCGCAAGAGGCAGGGCUGGUCGUUGCUGAGCUUUUGUCUGACUGUCACGAUUGGAUCACCAUCAAACCAUCCGAAUAUAUUCUCUCAAUGGUUGCUCGCGUAACUUCAAGAGUAUUCCUCGGCGAGGAGAUGUGCCGUAACAAAGAGUGGACUCAAGCUUCCUCCCAAUACGCCCCCGCGGCCUUUGCUGGUGCAGGAGAAUUGGAAGGCUGGCCAGCGUCUCUUCAUCCUUUGAUCCAUUGGUUUCUCCCAAAAUGUCAAGAUGCUCGCGCCUGCCUUGCCAAAGCCCGACAUGUUCUCCGGCCAUACGUCGAGGAACGUUGCAAGUUGAAGGCGUCAGCCCAGAAAAAAGGGGACCCUGCGCCCAUUUUUGAGGAUUCAAUUGAAUGGUAUGAACAAGUGAUCAAGCAUGCUUAUGAUCCGACGGUACCCCAGAUGAGUUUAUCCAUGGCCGCCAUUCAUACAACAAGCGACCUGCUCAAAGAAACAAUGAUACGAAUUGCUCAACACCCGGAACUCUUUGAGCCUCUUCGAAAAGAGGCGCUCGAAGCAAUACGCCCCAACGGCCCAACUAAGACAGCUCUCUUCAACCUGAAGUUGAUGGAUAGUGUAAUCAAAGAAACUCAGAGACUUAAACCACUCUUGAUCUCUUCUAUGCGUCGCAUCGCACUCAAGGAUAUAACGCUCUCCAAUGGACUUGUUAUUCGCAAGGGCCAAAAGCUCGUGCUGGAUAAUUUGCAAAUGCAAGACAGUACCUGCUACGAGGAUCCUCUCCGAUUCGAUGCUUAUCGAUUCUUACGAAUGCGUCAAAUACCAGGCCAAGAGAACCAUGCGCAAUUGGUAAGCACAAGCAUUGAGCACAUGGGAUUCGGGUAUGGACUUCACGCAUGUCCAGGACGUUUCUUCGCUGCCAACGAGAUCAAGAUCCUACUGUGUCAUCUGCUAUUCAAAUAUGAGUGGAAGCUCGUGGACGAUUGUGUUCCUCAGCCAUUCGAUGUUGGAUAUGCCGUUGUCAGAGACCCUGGAGUAGAGUUAAUGAUCAGAAAGCGACAGCCGGAGAUGGUCAUUGAUGCACUUGAAUGAUUCGAUUUGAUUAGACAAUGGAGUAUAUUACUCCCUAGUCUUUCUCAGGAAACCUCGCUCAUGGCUCUACGCAGAGUUUUGUUGCUUGAAGGUCGUUAGCGUCUGGUCAGACUUUCUUCCGGGACAUACAUAUAGAUACGUUAAUUUCGCUAUUUUCUUUUUUGGUUUUACCU